Molecule: messenger RNA, 966 nt
Organism: Colletotrichum navitas
Lineage: Eukaryota; Fungi; Ascomycota; Sordariomycetes; Glomerellales; Glomerellaceae
Product: Clr5 domain-containing protein
Exons: 2
Coding region: 1-966 (321 amino acids)
Source: RefSeq, a predicted model, not a curated record
AUGACGAAAGCGUGGGGAGAGAAGCGGGCCGAUAUCACGAGGCUCUACAUCGACGAGAACAAGACCCUGAACGAGGUCAAGGCGAUCAUGGAAGAGCACCACGAUUUCAAGGCCUCGACCCGAUCAUACCGCCAGCAGUUCGACAAAUGGGGUCUGGCCAAGUACAACUGCAAGAAGCGGACGGCGCGUCGUCGGAGCCAGGAUACUAGCGGCCACCAACUCCACCACCAGAGCACUGGAAAAGACUAUUUCGCUGAGGAAGUCAGCGGAGGAGGAGGAGGGGGCAUUGAUUUCACCAUCGCGGAUCUGCAUGCUUACGACCAGCCCAUGAGUCCUCGGAGCUGUGGCAGCAGCCUGAGCUCCGAGUCGGCAGUGGAUGGCGGCUUCGUGGAUGAAAUAAUUGACGUUACUGGCACGACCACAGGCUCACAAGCUCCUGAUGCGUCGUAUGCAAGAGACUGGCCGCCGCAGCUGCCGUACAGCGGAGGAGCCCGACGGCAGCAGCAGAACAUCUCCUACCCCCAGUACACCCAGCAGCAGCAGAUACAACAGGACCAACAGCACACACAACAACCGCAGCAUCAGCGUCGGUGCCGAUCAUCGUGGAACCAGCAAGAGAUGGCGCAGAGCCCCCAUGGCACGCUGCCCAGCCCGCCCGCGGACCUCCGCGACGACUCUUCGUACUAUCUAUUGUUCGCCAACGAGGCGAGCGCGUCUCACCGGCCCGUCCGCCCUCAGACGUAUCCCGUCCUCCAUCCCAGCCCCCGUCAUCCGGAGAGCUACUUGCAUCAACAGCCCCCAUCCCAGUACCAGUCCCGCCAACGCCAGCAGCAACAGCAGCUGCUGCAGCAACUGCCUCGGUCGCAGAUGUACUCGUCGGCGCCGCUGAUGAGCGCGCUUCGGGAUAGCGCGCCGUACCACGUCGGCGUCGAGUGUGCUACUGUUCGCCAGCCGGCGCAGCAGUAG